Diospyros lotus (date-plum) is the source of this 3102-nucleotide messenger RNA. Its product is annotated as auxin response factor 1-like. Lineage: Eukaryota; Viridiplantae; Streptophyta; Magnoliopsida; Ericales; Ebenaceae. The transcript is spliced from 16 exons. The record is from RefSeq and is a predicted model, not a curated record. Gene Ontology annotation, molecular function: protein binding; DNA binding. Bases 607 to 2643 code for a protein of 678 amino acids. Gene Ontology annotation, biological process: response to hormone; regulation of DNA-templated transcription. Gene Ontology annotation, cellular component: nucleus.
GAAGCGAUUGUUUCCAUUUGAUCCUGCGAUUUGGAUUUUUGAAUAAUAAAUAUAUAUAAUUAAAAUGCUUUUGGAUUGGUUCUUGUCGGCUUGAACCGGGCAAAGACCGUCAUCGAUCGCGUUUACUCUCUCUCUCUCUCUCUCUGUGGUUCGCUUGCCUUUUACCCUUUCUCCAAACCCUAAUCAUUUCUGCGCUCGAUCUGCCUCCGUCUCCACAAGCAAUCACCGAAGGUAUUGAUUGUCGGGGGAGCGGUGGUCAAUCAAUGGCGGAUUCGUCUUCGUUUUCCUGUUGAUCCUAUCUCUCUCUGGGAAUUUUGUUUUUCUUUUCCGAAUUUUGAGUUUAAAGUUGGGUUCAGGGCAUUUCCAUCGCUUGGAAGGUUCGUACUUUGUGUGAUUGGUGAUCUCGGAUUUGAGCGUUAAAGUCAUCCCAGAACAGGCCAUUUUGUGCUGUAUUUAAGACCUGCAAAUAUAGCUUAAUUAUCCCUUUCCAAGUGGCUAAACUCUGCUCCUUCAGCACAGCGACAGCCUUUAACAUAGAAGCUGGUUUUGGCUUUCAAUUUGGGGUGGUAAAAUCUUGUGAACUUGAGGGAUUUCUGGUCUCAUCUGAUGGCAAAUAUUACUGGGAAUCUGUCUGCGGGGAUGCAUUCAGGGUCCAGAAGUGGCGAUUUGUACAGUGAACUGUGGCACGCUUGUGCUGGGCCUCUUGUUAAUCUUCCUCGUAAAGGAGAACGGGUCUAUUAUUUCCCUCAAGGUCACAUGGAACAGCUUGAGGCAUCGAUCGAUCAAGGAGGGGAUCAACAACUGCCUUCAUUUGAUGUACCAGCAAAAAUACUUUGCAAAGUAAUGAAUGUUCAUCUGCGGGCUGAACAAGAAACAGAUGAAGUAUACGCACAGAUAACUCUUCUACCUGAAGCAGAUCAAAGUGAGGUAACCAGCCCAGAUCCACCUCUUCCUGAACCUCAAAGGUGCAAUAUCCGUUCAUUUUGCAAGACACUUACUGCUUCAGACACAAGUACACACGGUGGAUUUUCUGUUCUUCGGAGGCAUGCAGAUGAUUGCUUGCCUCCACUGGAUAUGUCCCAACAGCCACCUUGGCAGGAAUUGGUUGCUACUGAUCUCCAUGGCACUGAAUGGCAUUUCCGUCACAUUUUUCGAGGGCAACCCAAGCGCCACUUGCUCACAACCGGAUGGAGUGUCUUUGUUAGUGCCAAGAAACUAGUUGCUGGUGAUGCUUUUAUUUUUUUGAGAGGCGAAAAUGGUGAACUCCGGGUCGGAGUGAAGAGGCUCAUGAGACAACAAAGCAACAUGCCGUCUUCUGUAAUAUCCAGUCACAGUAUGCAUCUUGGUGUUCUUGCCACUGCAUCUCAUGCUAUAUCAACUGGGACCCUAUUUUCAGUCUACUAUAAGCCAAGAACAAGUCGAUCUGAGUUCAUUGUAAGUGUCAACAAAUAUCUUGAAGCCCACAGCUGUAAGCUAUCUGUUGGGAUGAGGUUUAAGAUGAGAUUUGAGGGAGAGGAAGUUCCUGAAAGAAGCAGGUUCAGUGGAACAAUUGUUGGUUUUAGAGAAAGUAGUUCCUCUGGAUGGCCUAAUUCUGAGUGGAGAUCUUUGAAGGUUCAAUGGGAUGAACCUUCAUCAAUUUUGCGCCCUGAAAGUGUUUCACCAUGGGACUUGGAGCCACUCGUGGCAGCAAGCCCUCGGGACUCCCAACCUCUGCAGGGUAACAAGAGAGCACGGCCAUUAGUGGCCUCAGCAACGCCAGAUCUUUCUGCUCUUGGUGUGUGGAAAACACCAGUCAACUCUCCAUCAGCUUUCUCGUGUUCUGAAUUACAACGUGGUCAGGAUCAGUAUCCAUCUCCCAGAUUCUCCUCUGGUACUAAUGCCGGCUCUCUUGGCUACAGUGAGAGUAGUUCCCUGACCCCUUCUUCUGAGAACUCUGUAUAUUGGUCUAACCGCAUGGAAACCAUGACAGAGUCCUUCAUUCCUACUGUUAACAAGGGAUUCAUUGGAAAGAGACAGUAUACCAACAGCCGAUGCAGGCUAUUUGGUAUUGAACUACCUAACAAUUCUACUAUGGGAGAUACUUUACCAGUGACUACAGAUGUGAAAUCAGGGGGAGUGGAUGACCCAGACCCAGUUCCAUCAUUCGAUGUUCAAUAUGACAGGCAUUCAGAACCUUCAAACAUUAAUCAAUCAGAUAUUCCUUCAAUAAGCUGUGAGCCUGAGAAACCAUGUCUUAGAUCUCCCCAUGAUCCACAGAGCAGACAAACACGGAGCUGUACAAAGGUACACAUGCAGGGAAUUGCUGUUGGAAGGGCAGUCGAUCUGACACAUUUGGAUAGUUAUCGGGAUCUUCUCAACAAAUUAGAGAAGAUGUUUGAGAUUGACGGUGAACUCUGUGGACUAUCAAAGAAAUGGCAGGUUGUCUAUACAGAUGAUGAGGGUGAUAUGAUGAUGGUUGGAGAUGAUCCAUGGCAUGAGUUCUGUAGCAUGGUGAGGAAGAUAUUUAUCUACACGAUCGAUGAAAUAAAGAAGCUUUCACCCAAGAUUAAACUCCCAGUCAAUCAGGUCAAACACAGCAAAUUGGCUAUGGAUGCUUCAGAAGGAGCUGAAGACCAGCUAGCGGAUGUGAGGCCCGGUCACUAAUGUCCAUCCCCAUGCCCGUUACCCUACUAUUAUCUGGAAAGUGGAAAUGCAAUAGGUAAAGGUAAAUGAUAAUACCGAAAAGGAUGGGGAGAAUGACCUCAGGGAUCACUCGAGAUCUUGUUUCUUCUUGUUUUGAUGCUAUCGACAACAUGUGGUUGCUGCUGCUAUGGCUGGUUCAGUUGAGUUACUCUUACAUGCAGCAACAAACAAGGAUGCUACGCUGAAGAUGCAAAGACGGUUUUGCAGCCAGCCAUAUGAGGUAUUGGGGGGAGUUGAUUUAAUUCAGACGUUAAGGGUUUGUUUGCAUUUUAAUGUGUUAUUGUGGAGGGGAUCAAUCUCAUAGUUUGUAGCUCAGUUGGGUUAACACUUUUAACAGAGGAGAUGGGAGAACUUCCCACUUGGUAUUGUCUCCUGUACCCUGUCUUUUGUACAUAAAUAUAGAAUGCUGCCUUCUCCUUU